This is a messenger RNA of Salpingoeca rosetta, 784 nucleotides long. RefSeq lists its product as uncharacterized. The transcript is spliced from 8 exons. The coding region runs from base 113 to 784 and encodes 223 amino acids. Lineage: Eukaryota; Choanoflagellata; Craspedida; Salpingoecidae. The record is from RefSeq and is a predicted model, not a curated record.
UGUGUGUGUGCGUGUGUGUCUGUGUCUGUGUGUGUGUGUGUGUGGCAAGCGCUGCACCACACUUCUCGUGUCCGUUCUCACACACACCACCAUCACCACCACCACCGCCAUCAUGCCCACGCUCAACAGACGUGCUUCAACUGCAAUCGGUUCGGUCAAGUCCGCUGCUACCGCUGCUCAGGCCGAGGCAGGUUACGGUGCGGGGAGUGCCAUGGUGCGACGUUCAUUCGCGUUCGUGACAGCAACAGCAGCAGCGCUCGCACCACGCGCGAAACGUGCCAUCGUUGCUUCGGAAGUGGACGUGUUCGCUGUGCGAUCUGCGUUGGCCACGGACAGGUUUGGCUUGCAUUGCUGUGGCACGCCUUGUCCCGUGUGCCGCUGCGCUGGUCAGCUCAAAGUCUCCCUUCGUCUCUCCGUCACCAGGAGUGUGAUUUCUUCCGAUCACGUUGCCGACCGCGCCAUCCCCGGGCACCACAUCGACGCAGCAGCGGGACAGAUCGUAUUUGACGAGCACGCACAGCAGGUGAAUGCUGUGUCGCGGUUUCCAAGCAGUGACAUCAACGACACAUCUCGUUUGCUCAUCAGCAAACACCGCGUCGACGCAGCAGCGGCGCAGGCGCGAAUAUUGCGGCAGCGCCACACCAUCAGCGCCAUUCCCGUGCACGAAAUACGAUACCUGUACCGCGGGAAGGAGAGAACAUUCUGGAUCUUUGGUCACGACCACAGGGUGCACGUGACCGACUAUCCUGCUCGCUUCUGCUUUGGCAUGUGCACCUUGCUCUAA